Chelonia mydas (Green sea turtle) is the source of this 6802-nucleotide messenger RNA. RefSeq names its product glutamine--fructose-6-phosphate transaminase 1 (gene GFPT1). The record is from RefSeq and is a predicted model, not a curated record. Gene Ontology annotation, molecular function: L-glutamine:D-fructose-6-phosphate transaminase (isomerizing) activity; carbohydrate derivative binding. The transcript has 19 exons. Bases 785 to 2596 code for a protein of 603 amino acids. Gene Ontology annotation, biological process: protein N-linked glycosylation; fructose 6-phosphate metabolic process; UDP-N-acetylglucosamine metabolic process. Lineage: Eukaryota; Metazoa; Chordata; Testudines; Cheloniidae.
UAAUUGAUGGCUGUGGAUUCAUAUUCUAAAUUUCUGUUAGUAAGCAGUAGUAUGUAAAUUUAAUAGUAUCAAAGUGAUGCUUACAAAUGAAUCUUCACUUAGCAAAUAAAAACAAAAAAACGACACUCACCGUUAGAUUUCUGUGAAAAAACGCAUUGAUUCAUGAAACUGAAUAAAACAGAUGUUAGAUGGCAGUAUAACAAUGACAUUACCACCUGCAUUGCAGUGGCACCUAAAGCCCAAGUCUUGGGCCAGGGCCCCAUUGUGCUAGACACUGUACAAACAGAAUAAAAAAAGAUGGUCUUUGCCCCCGAGAGUUUACAGUGUAAGUAAAUUAUACAUUACUAUAAAUCUUUAAUAGUACAUUCUGAUUUUAUGACAGCUAAAAGUUGAUAACAUUAUCAGUUCAGAUCAUUGGGAAUUUCACUCUGGACAUUCAAAGUUCUGCAUGAAAGAUGUCAAGCUCCUUCAAAAGAACCCUGCUCCUGCGAUUUUCCAAGAGUAGGAGUGCCAAACCCAGAAGACUGGCUUCUGAAAUGGGUCUGCUACAGUCUGCCGCAUCUUUGCUUACCUAAACUACCAUGUUCCCCGGACAAGACGGGAGAUCCUGGAGACCCUUAUCAAAGGGCUUCAGAGAUUGGAGUACAGAGGGUAUGAUUCUGCAGGUGUGGGAAUCGAUGGAGGAAAUGAUAAAGACUGGGAGGCUAAUGCCGGCAAAAUCCAACUGAUCAAAAAGAAAGGGAAAGUGAAGGCUCUGGAUGAAGAGAUUAACAAACAACAGGAUAUGGACCUGGACAUCGAGUUUGAUGUACAUCUUGGCAUUGCACAUACGCGAUGGGCUACCCAUGGUGAGCCCAGUCCCGUCAAUAGCCACCCGCAGCGCUCAGAUAAAAACAAUGAAUUUAUUGUUAUCCACAAUGGCAUAAUAACCAACUACAAAGAUCUGAGAAAAUUUUUGGAAAGCAAAGGGUAUGAUUUUGAGUCUGAGACCGACACAGAAACCAUUGCCAAGCUUGUCAAGUACAUGUACGACAACCGCGAAAGUGAUGACAUUAGUUUCACCACCUUGGUGGAGAGGGUUAUCCAGCAACUGGAAGGUGCUUUUGCCCUUGUGUUUAAAAGUGUCCAUUACCAUGGUCAAGCAGUUGGCACCAGACGAGGAAGCCCCCUGCUGAUUGGAGUUCGAAGUGAACACAAGCUCUCCACUGACCACAUUCCAAUCCUGUACAGAACAGGUAAAGACAAGAAAGGAAGCUGCAGCCUCUCCCGUAUCGACAGCACCACCUGUCUUUUCCCUGUUGAGGAGAAAGCUGUGGAGUACUACUUCGCUUCUGAUGCGAGUGCUGUCAUUGAGCACACCAACAGAGUGAUUUUCCUUGAAGACGAUGACGUAGCAGCUGUGGUGGACGGUCGUCUUUCUAUCCACCGGAUCAAACGCACAGCAGGCGACCACCCUGGGCGUGCAGUCCAGACCCUGCAGAUGGAACUUCAGCAGAUCAUGAAGGGUAACUUCAGUUCAUUUAUGCAGAAGGAAAUUUUUGAGCAACCAGAAUCUGUUGUUAACACAAUGAGAGGAAGAGUCAACUUUGAUGACUACACUGUGAAUCUGGGCGGGUUGAAGGAUCACAUCAAGGAGAUUCAGCGGUGUCGACGUUUAAUCCUGAUUGCUUGUGGGACAAGUUACCACGCAGGAGUUGCGACGCGUCAAGUGCUAGAAGAAUUGACUGAAUUGCCUGUUAUGGUUGAACUAGCCAGUGACUUUUUGGACAGAAACACUCCAGUCUUCAGAGAUGAUGUCUGCUUUUUUAUCAGCCAGUCAGGCGAGACAGCAGAUACUUUGAUGGGUCUUCGGUACUGUAAGGAAAGAGGAGCCCUCACUGUAGGAAUAACUAAUACCGUGGGCAGCUCCAUAUCCAGGGAGACAGACUGUGGUGUCCAUAUCAACGCAGGACCAGAGAUUGGUGUGGCCAGCACGAAGGCCUACACUAGCCAGUUUGUUUCUCUGGUGAUGUUUGCCCUCAUGAUGUGUGAUGAUAGGAUUUCUAUGCAAGAAAGACGCAAAGAAAUCAUGCGUGGUCUAAAGGUCCUACCAGACUUGAUUAAAGAAGUGCUGAGCAUGGAUGAUGAGAUCCAGAAACUGGCCACGGAGCUUUACCAUCAGAAGUCGGUCUUGAUUAUGGGACGUGGCUAUCACUAUGCUACAUGUCUGGAGGGAGCUUUGAAAAUAAAAGAAAUCACAUACAUGCACUCCGAAGGCAUAAUGGCUGGUGAGCUGAAGCAUGGUCCCCUUGCCCUGGUAGACAAAUUGAUGCCUGUUAUCAUGAUCAUCAUGAGGGACCAUACCUAUGCUAAGUGCCAGAAUGCUCUCCAACAGGUUAUAGCACGGCAGGGGCGACCGGUAGUGAUUUGUGAUAAGGAAGACACAGAGACAAUAAAUAAUAAUAAGAGGACAAUCAAAGUUCCUCAUUCUGUGGACUGUCUGCAGGGAAUCCUGAGUGUCAUCCCUUUACAGCUUCUGGCUUUCCAUCUUGCAGUUCUCAGAGGAUAUGAUGUUGAUUUCCCAAGAAAUCUGGCCAAAUCUGUAACUGUAGAGUAAAAGCGCACCUGAAUCUUAGGGGUAUGGGGAAGUAAAUGGAGAGACUUUUUGGGUACCAAAAUACCUUGAUUUUAAAGUCCCCUAGAUCAAAUCAUCUUUUGUGUAUAAUAUCACCAUAAUUGUUACAUUAGUGAUUGUCAAAUUGAUUCCAUAUGCCCUGUCAAUAGCUUUGUUUUGUUGAAAGGUGCUCGCUAGGAGACUUGGUAAUCGUUUGAGGGGCGAGAUAAUUUAGAUAUAAAUGAACCUCCCUGAUCUAUGCAGGUACUUUAGUCAAUUGUACGUGCCACCAACUGACAUGGAAAUUAGAGCUGUAAUAGGCCAUAAAUGAGCACACAGACACGAUGGUUUAGAAGAGAUUGUGCCCUGUUUACAUAAAAAGAUUUAAGGAGAGAUUCUGAUUAAUCACUGGAUUUCCCUUUAUGUAAUUUGGUUAGCGUGCCUAAAAUUAGCCUCGGAAAGAAUCUGGUCUAUGGCAAAUGCCUAGCAACUGACAAUCCUGCAGAGACAGUGGGCCAGAAUCUGCUGUCAAACAACAGAACUCCAGAGUUGUUGGAGCUCAUUCUAAAUGAGAGCAGCAGCUGACCCAAUAUUGGAAGCAUGUAAUAUUCGCAAACAAUAUCAUCCCCUUGUUGUGUGGGAAGAAGGAGAAAUUUAUUGCUCCCACAUGACCAUUGCAACACUAAAGAGAAUUCCAAUUUAGGUGCUGGGUUUAUUUUACUGCUGCUGUUAGCAAGUAUGAUUUGGAACACGUACAAGAAACUUGCUCUCAGAACAGGAUCCUUGUAUGUGCACAAAAAGUUAGUCUGGGCUUGCUACACUUGACAGUGUUUGUCAGGAGAGUUGCAGGGAACGAAUGCAUGGCUUUCAUUUUCAUGGCUGCUGUUACUUAGUGCUAGUGACAGCAAAUAGUUUCAGGGGCAUAUAUGGUUUGGGUUUGAGAAAUAGACCAGGAAAAUUAACAAAGCUUCAUUCACAGGACUACGAACAAUAUUUUAAGUAGCUUGCAUUGGAUUAAAAGCAGAAAUAGCAAAGGUACCCUGAACUUCAACAAAAGGAUGAAUGUCAUUGGUGGGUUUGAAGUAAACAGCCAGAGUUUAUACCCAAGGCGCAUAAAAGAACAUAGGACUGUAAGACUUAAAGUGAAGCCUGUAGCUUAUUAAUGGAACAUGAAGGUCAUGCCGCCAUAUUUAGGGAUUUUCUUCUUCACCAGAUGUAAUAUUUUGACCUUGUAGAAGUCUGCUUUACCAGAGGGCCUGUCGAACACGGCUCUGAGUAUGCUGUAGUCAAUUGCUCAUACAGGUUCAAAGGACCGUAGCUAUAGCAGUGCCAUCUCCCAUUCUUAAAAUUGAUAUGAACUGAAGUCAAUAAUGUAAACUUCCUGCAUUUUUGUAUCUUAUUCAUAGAUCUGUUCCCUGCUUAGUUUUACUGUCUUAGCAAGAGCUUGAUUUUUCUUUACAUGACAGACUUGAGUACAGCUAUUAAUGCAUUGUAUGGGGGCCACGAUUCGUGCUGAGCUAUUAAUUUGUAUUUAGGAAUGAAGUAGUAACGGUAGCAAUUUAAUGCCUACACUAUUACAAUAGAUGCUAAUUUCAUUAGACACCUCAGCCUGAACUGACAAUUGAGACUUCCCCACAAUGAUUUACUAACAAGCAACGUUUUUUAUAUAGCCCAGCACUACAUGUUAGCUAAAGACAGUUUAAUCUUAACCUUCCUCAGCUUAUGUUAGUUUCAUUUUUAAAAGGGAGGGAGGGAGCUGCUGUUAAACUUGGAAGGGCUGAAGUCAAGGGGAGAAUGUGCUGUGAUUCUAAUGUAAGGAAGUGAGACCCUUAAAGGGGGAAGCAUUCCGAGGUACCCAUAGAUUUCCGGGAGAGGAAUUGAUUUGGAGAUCUCUUUUUCCCUAAUUAACUUGGAAGACGAGCUAGAAGUGCUAGUCUAGGUUUGUACAGAUGGGAUUUUAUUUCAGAAGUAAGAUUGCUACAUGGUACAAAUCUGAUUGAGAACAUCAAGUGCAGCUAUUUUCUUUUCGUAAAGGACCAAAGAAACAGGAUACUAAAUUAAAGAGCUGUAGGUCUGAUAGUUUCUACAAAGCUGUUUUACCUUGCAAUAUUUAUAAAAUCUCAGUCACGCAUUUACUUUGAUAGGAUGGACAGCCCCAAAGACUUUACAAAAUCAAGCUCGAUUGCUUACUAAUGAAAAUUGCAGAGGAAGAGAUUAAACCAGGGAACUACAUUAAGGUCCAAAACUCAGCCUGCUAAAAUUGAAAUGUAUGUGACUAGAGUAUCAGAUAUUGCAAUGCAUAAAAAGAAUGUUCUAGAACACACUCACUGUGAAGAAUUUUUUUUGAAUGAUUAUGGUAGGAUAUCCUUAAAGCAUCUCAUUUUUGCCAAUUGCCAUGCCAGCGUAUACAGGAUUUUCUUAUCUCCCCCUCCUGCUGCUACAUGGAAGUUUUAGAAUGUCUUGUGCUCUCUGAAAUGAAUGUUUAGAUUACUGAGCCAGUAACAUUAAUUCCUUCCUAACUGAUGUAUUUAAAAAAAUUCAUUAGCCCUCUCCUUAAUCAAAUGCAUCGGCUCACACUUGUCUGAAAAGAAUUUUUAGUCAGAAUGUAGCAUAUGUUCACUUUUGUUUUAGUGCAUAAAGAGUUCAACAAUAACUCCUGCUGCUAUUCCAAGAGAAGACAUUGAAGGUUUCCUACCAAUUAUUUAACAAAUCCAGAGUAUUUUUAAACUUACUGAAAUAUAGAACUAGACAAUUUUUCAGACAAAGAACUCUGCUCUUCUCAUGCAAGUUCACUCCUGGAACUUGAUACCAGGGUAUACAGUAGCAGAAGCACGGUCACGACUGGAAAAAGUUUAAGCCAUUCAAUCCUGCUAAUCCGCACUGCCCGUUGUUAGAGUAUUGCAUAAAAGACUGCAAGAGGAGGCAGUGUGUGUGUUUAAAAUCUUGCCAUAUUUACCAGUACAAUGGCACUUGGAGCGUGUCCCAUGAUUAGUACGCUACGGGUUUUGCCAGGGUAAGGUUUUAACUAGCACCCUCUCUAUUUAUGGACUAAGUUACUCUGAUCUGUACUUUGCUAUUGUGGAUAUUCUUUGGGCCUCAACUUUUACUGAACAGCAAGACCCAGAGGCAGCAAACCUGGCCUCUAUCCUAGUUUAAAUUAUGUGCCAAUAAAGGGGUUGUCCUAAAAACAUUUGAACAGUUUUUCAAAGGCAAGAUUAACAAAUUCCAGUGUAAUCCCCACCUAGAAAGAAUGUCAAUAUGCUUCUGGCACUGGUGUGUUAAAUGAAGUAUGCUUGGUUUGCUCAAAGGCAAAUUGUGCAAUUCAUUGCAAAAACGUGGAGGUACACUUUUUAAAUUACUAUUCAAAGACGGUGGUGGGGGCAGAAGUAGCAGUUUUAAAAACCUUCACCCAACUUGUAUAUAAAACGCAGGAGACAAAAUCCAUAGGAAUGUUUGAAAAACGGAGCCCAAUGACUAUGUUCCAGAAGCAAGUCUUGUCAAGCCUGGUUACUGGACUGCCAAAUGGGAGACUAAAGGGGUGGGGGUGUGUUGCACUCAGUGGUGUGACUGUAGCACUUUUAGGACAUACAAUGGCGCUGAAGCUGUGGCUAUACAAGCCCAUCCAGGGCUUGUGUCCUGCAACUUCACUGUGAACGUUAUUCAAGCUUGUGCUGCAGUCACAACUGACUGUAGUGUAGACAUACCCUGGGACUGGCGAUGCCUUUAGUAUGGGAUGUUGUACAGCCCUUCCCUCCUCCAGAAGUCACCUGCUAGUCCUUCAGAGCACAGGCAGACUGGAAGAUGAAGGGGUCUGCAAACAGAGUAAGCCGUGCUAAAGCAGGUUGUGAACGCUUAGUUGUGGCAAAGGUUAGGCCCGAAGCAAGUACCGAUUAGACAUUUACCUCAAGACAUGGGAUCCCUCCCCAGUGUGAGAAAACUGACAGAACACCAUUGGUAUCUGUCUGAAUUGAAAGCUAACUUUGUUUCCUUUCCGUCUUCAGUGGGUGUAAACAGACAUUUGAAGUGGCAAAUAUUACCAUUGUUUUCCUUUGCAUGUACAUAUCCAGCUGAGUUGGUUUAUGGGGACCAUUUGGUAUCUUGCUUCCUGUUAUAUGCUGUCUGCAGAAAAUGUUUUAGUUUUGUGUGUCGUAUUUUAUAAUUUGAGUUUUGUAUCUCACCCUUUGAAUAAAAUGAAGUGCCCAACAUUAA